AGGAAGUGAGAGACAGGCAGACACUUCUGUUCUUCCUGCAGAAAGUGCUGCUUCUGUAGUAACUCGUCAGAUGCUCCCCAGAGCCCAGCACAAACCCGGCUCCACCCACUUCUGUGGGUUGGCCAAAUGAGUGAGAAACACGGGCACAACCAACGAGAGGGAGCUGAGGCCGGACCCAGGAGUCUUUUUCCUAUGGUCCUGCCUGAUAUAGUAACAGGGAAAGAGAUGAAUAUGACGCAAUGUGCUCUUGUAAUGGAGCAUCACAGAGCAGGUCAAAGACACAAGCCACACAGCGACGAGUGCAGACAGGCAGGGCAGAGCACAGCUGCAUCCCCACCAGGUACAUUUCAGGUGCUCAGCAGUGCACUUGUGCCUUGUGGCUGCCUUCUGGACAGCACGGAUGCAGACCGUCUCCAACCAUCCCAGAGAGUUCCAUCACAGGCACCGAGCCGAAACUGGCCAUGGUGAUGGAGCUGCCAAGAGGGUGAAGCCCAACCUCACUUUGGUCAACAUGGUCAACGUGUCAGGGAAGGGUAUCCAGGGACAGGUACCCAGGGGCAGGUGCCCAGUGGCAGAAAGGUCUUCAAGGAACCUCCCUGCUCACAGGCACUUUCUCAAUGUCAUCUCCUGCCUCCCAGCCCAAUCACGCUCCAUCCUGUGUUGGCUCCUCUCCUCCACUCUGCCCCAAGCCUGAAGCCAUCUGUCCUUCCUCUAAGCUCCAGGAGUCUCUGGGAGGUGUUUAUGGGUUAACUCUGUUGAAAUGCACAGGGAUUGCUCAGAAUAAAGCUCACCAGCCUUUGUUGGCCUGGAAGC
Molecule: messenger RNA, 813 nt
Organism: Pongo pygmaeus (Bornean orangutan)
Lineage: Eukaryota; Metazoa; Chordata; Mammalia; Primates; Hominidae
Exons: 3
Coding region: 127-468 (113 amino acids)
Source: RefSeq, a predicted model, not a curated record